AAAAAAAGGGUAUAUAGAAAAAACAUCAACGGUCCUCCCUAUGCAAAAGACAAUCAAACCAAUGAACAAUAAAAAAGCAAAGCUUACAGACAUUGACUCUUUGGCGCACUACCGCAACGAGUUCUACAGGAACAAGAAACUGUACGAAAUCAACCAGUAUAAGAUGAACAGGGACCAGAUAGUGCUUGAGAACUUGCUGCUCAACAUCGAAGAGGACGUGCUGUUUAAGGGACGUGGUGAGGUAAGCAUGGAUGAGGUGCUGGAGAGCACUGAAAAAAGGUUCUUGAACAACCUGGACUGCUGUGGCAACUACUUUGACACGUUCAACAGCUUUGCACAGCAUAGAAACUUCGAGCACAGCAAUGACGAGGAGAGCGCCCAGGACGAGGCCGGCACGGGCCGAGAGCGCGAAUGUGUUGGCACGGGCAGCACGUUCAGUAACAUGCACAACACUAUCAAUGCCAGCAGCAUCGCCAAUUUCAACGUUUCACGAAGCGUGGGUACCGAAGGUGUUCAGGCCGAUCCGUUGGAGAAGUGCAAACCCUACCGGUGUGAUAUCACAGGUUGCAAAAAGGCGUAUACAUCGGCAUACGGCCUUAGAUACCACAUCGAAAACGGACACGUGCAGAAAGACGAUUCGAACAAGCCGCAUAUUUGCAGCUUUUCUAAUUGUGGAAAGAGGUACAAGAACUCGAAUGGCUUGAAAUACCACCUUGAACAUUUUCAUAAGCAAUAA
Messenger RNA from Vavraia culicis subsp. floridensis, 736 nucleotides. RefSeq lists its product as uncharacterized. The transcript has a single exon. Gene Ontology annotation, cellular component: nucleus. The record is from RefSeq and is a predicted model, not a curated record. NCBI's taxonomy places the organism in Eukaryota, Fungi, Microsporidia, Pleistophoridae. Bases 41 to 736 code for a protein of 231 amino acids.